AAAGUAUAAAAGUUGGCAUCUAUCAAAGUAAAUUUUAAGUAAACUAAACAAUUUUAAAAUACUUUCUUAAACUCUUCACAAUUAUAGGGCGAUAAUUCUAAAACAAAAUAUGAGAAAGCAAUGCUUUUUAUUUUUGUUUUUAGUUUAUAACACUUUCCCGAUCCCUUCAGUUGGAACUCAAUCGUCUGAAGAAACUGCAAGAUUAAUAAAUCUACGCUUGUUGGUUGAUUGUACGGAUCAAGUUUACGAGUCCAAAAACAUUGUGCACUCCAAUUUCUGGGUGUUGAUUAUCGUUAUCUGAACAAUGUUGGACCUUUGGUGGAACGUUGGCGAUCGCCAAUUAGUUUAGCACUCUAUGCACCCGACUUGGAUUUUAUGGACACACUGAAGAGCAUUCUAUGGCUAAGACAGUGUGAUUCACAACAGAAACUAAUAAAAGAAUUGGUUAGUUUUCACAUUUACUUCGAUUUAAAUGAAAUACCAAAGAAAAUACCAAAGGCACGAUCAUUGUUGAAAUGGAAAAUAAAUUGUAGAGAACUUCCUCCAUUUGAUAAGUUGCUCAAACGUGAUCUCUACAGACUGAGCAAAGGAUUAGAAUAUCCCGUGAAUGUAGGACGCAAUAUAGCCAUAGAUGCGGCUUUAACACAUUUUGUGUUGGCUUCUGACAUCGAACUUUAUCCCUCGCCUGGACUGGCCCAAGGAUUUCUACAAAUGCUUGAAAAUAAUCAUACUCUAUUAAAGUCUGAGACACGGAUUGUUUAUCCCCUAAAGAUCUUCGAGGUGCAGCAAACAUCUGCUAUGCCGAGUACAAAAUACGAAUUGCAAAAUUUACUUGCCAAGGGUUCUGCUCAAUCCUUUCAUUUAACAAUUUGCCCCUCGUGUCACAGUGGACCUCGCUUAUCCGAAUGGAUAAACUCCAAAAACGCUUCUAAUAAUAUAAAAGUCUUUCAUGUGACCAAAUGGAAACCUUACUAUAAAUAUUGGGAGCCAAUAUGCAUUGGAACAAAGAACGAUCCACACUACUAUGAGCGUUUGACUUGGGAGGGAAUGUGGGAUAAAUGGACUCAGAUUUAUACGCUAUGUUUGUUGGACUACGAGUUCCACACUCUGGACAAUGCGUUUUUGGUACAUAAACCGGGUAUUAAAAAGGAUACAGUACAUGAAGAACGUUUGCAAAAGUCUUUUCGAACCUAUAAAUUAUUGAUGCGAGAUAUUAUUCUUGAGUUGGUCGAGAAAUAUAGUUGGCAUCGAAAUUGUGCCGUAUAAUUAAAUAAAAGUGAUUUAUAACUAUACUUAAUAACC
Messenger RNA from Drosophila albomicans, 1302 nucleotides. RefSeq names its product beta-1,4-glucuronyltransferase 1. Lineage: Eukaryota; Metazoa; Arthropoda; Insecta; Diptera; Drosophilidae. The coding region runs from base 376 to 1266 and encodes 296 amino acids. The transcript is spliced from 2 exons. The record is from RefSeq and is a predicted model, not a curated record.